This is a messenger RNA of Dermacentor silvarum, 1527 nucleotides long. Its product is annotated as disintegrin and metalloproteinase domain-containing protein 10. The transcript is spliced from 7 exons. Bases 1 to 1527 code for a protein of 508 amino acids. NCBI's taxonomy places the organism in Eukaryota, Metazoa, Arthropoda, Arachnida, Ixodida, Ixodidae. Gene Ontology annotation, cellular component: plasma membrane. The record is from RefSeq and is a predicted model, not a curated record. Gene Ontology annotation, biological process: Notch signaling pathway; membrane protein ectodomain proteolysis. Gene Ontology annotation, molecular function: metalloendopeptidase activity.
AUGUCUCUCAGGACAAAUAUCACUGAUGAGCGGCUGAACAUGUUCGUGCGUCGCUUCGAGCCCGUGUACUACGACCCAGAGCUGGUGCACCGAAACCACGUGCGGGCAAAGCGUUCCAUCGAGGGCGGCGGGAGCGGCCACGUACGCGUGCAGAUACGCAGCAACAAACGAUCGCUCAACUUGCAUCUUUCUGCCGACGCGUCCGUGUUCCACGAGGAUCUCGUUGUCGAGUCGUCUACGGAAGGGAUUAUCAACGUUGAUACAAGCCAUAUCUACAAGGGAUACGUUAUCGGCCAACCCCGCAGCCGGGUUUUCGGCUCUUUGCACCGUGGUGUGUUCGAAGGCAGCAUCGAGACCGGCUCGGGCGACAGCCUUUACGUGGAGCGGGCCAGGAGGUUCUUCAACGACAGUCGCCCUUACCACUCGGUGCUCUACUCGAGCGCCGACGUCGAGUUCCCGACGGUGGGAGAGGGAGGUCGCGGCCGCUGGUGCGGGUUGCACGGCAGCACCGAACAUUGGAUGAGGGAUAUGCUGCGCAGAUUCCGUCGCGCUUCGCCUCCUGAGGCUCACCUCGCUCAUGGCCGUGUGGGCCGAAAACUGCAAGCCAUUACCAAAGCAAGCUACAGCGACGAAGGAGACAGGAAUGACGCUGAGAAAAUUGGAACAAGUCAGGCAGAUAACGGCGACGACGAAAGGCGAGACAACGUCACGACAAAAGAUGGCGAGCGAAUUGUCGGAGGACGACGUGACGCCACCGAGAAGACGGAGCGGGAAAAGCUCGACGAUUCUGACGACGAGAGGGAGACGCUGAAGGGGACGAGAUCUAAGUGGAGGAGGCCCGCCCGACGACGGGCGGGGUCGCGGUCGCGCCGCGUGUGCAACUUGGAGAUCGUCGUCGACAACACGCUCACCGACAGCGUCCUGGAGGAGACGUCGAAUCUGGCGCUGUCGCGGGAGAUCAUCGCGUCCAUUAUCGCCCACAUAGUCCACAAGGUGAACGCCAUCUACGGCGACACAAACUUUGGCGGCAUCGAAGACAUCAACUUCGUCGUGCAACACAUCAUGAUUAGCGAGCCCGGAGACUGUGUGGGUUACAAGACCAAGCACGACCCGCUGUGCAGCACGUCUCUGGACCCGCCGCACCUUCUGUACCUUGUGUCGGUGACGCGCCACGACGACUACUGCCUCUCGUACAGGCUCAACUACCGGGACUUUUCGGACGGCACUCUGGGGCUUGCGUGGAUCGCCAGCGAUGAACUGGGCUCUGGCGGCAUCUGCGAGCGGUACCGCACGUCCGUGGAGCUGGACCCCGCCAGUGGCGACUACGUGCAGGUCAAGAUGAGCCUCAACACUGGCAUCACCACGCUCAUCAACCACAGACAGUACGUGGGGCUGUCCGUAGGCGCGCUCACGCUCGCCCACGAGAUUGGUCACAGCUUCGGAUCGCCCGUGAGUCGAGCCUGCGUCACAUUUAUUUCCGUAUUCCAGCAUGAAUGUCGCUCACUGAUGCAGCUCAGCGGCCUUUAA